AUGACCACCUCGCCCCUCCCCACCCGCCUCGCAACCCCAACCGAUGGCCCCCAAAUUAGAGACCUAGUCGAAUCCGCCUUCCGCGCCGCCGACACUCGCCCCAACUGGACGGGUGACCUCGCCCUCGGAGCGCGCUUCCACGUCGCGCUAGACGACAUCCUCACCCGCAUCACGGAAGAAGAUAGUGCAAUACUCAUCGCCACCGCCGCCGACGUCGACUCCAAUGAUCCGCCCAUUAUCGCCUGCGUCAGCAUGCGCAGGCACGGGCCCGGCCUCGCUCGACUCUCAUACUUGGCGGUUAAUCAAAGGUAUCAGCAGGGGGGCCUCGGACGAAUGAUUCUGAGUCUUGCGGAGGGCCAUUGCCGCGACGUCUGGGGGGUGAAGCGGGUGGGAUUAAAUGCGUUAGAUACGCGGUUGGCGCUGAUAGGGUGGGUGCAGGAUUGGGCUUGGGGCCGCUGCGAAGGCAUUAAGUCAGGUCAGGCUCACGUCACUGCCGGAUGGAACCUAUGUUGUCGGUUAUUAAGGUAG
Aspergillus niger is the source of this 528-nucleotide messenger RNA. RefSeq lists its product as uncharacterized. NCBI's taxonomy places the organism in Eukaryota, Fungi, Ascomycota, Eurotiomycetes, Eurotiales, Aspergillaceae. Bases 1 to 528 code for a protein of 175 amino acids. Gene Ontology annotation, molecular function: acyltransferase activity, transferring groups other than amino-acyl groups. The transcript has 2 exons. The record is from RefSeq and is a predicted model, not a curated record.